UUGCCCCAGAGUCUGUUGCAGAUGAGUAAACACCACGUUACUGCAGGGCUUUCCAUGCUUCUCAUUGGCUUCCAGACUCACGGGCUUGUCAUGGAUCUAGGAGCCUUGGCGGCAUCUCCUGUCACAUAGAAAACGAUGAAGAGAUCCAGGACAUGGGCUUGGAGGGCACCCCGGGCACCGGCGGAGCUGUUUCUUCUCUGUGCUGUGCUGGGUUGUCUCAGUUUGCCUGGCUCCAGAGGUGAAAGGCUGCAUUCCUUUGAGUCAAGUGUAGUCAACAAGAGCUUUGCUAAGAGCAGACAGACACGGAGUGUGGAUGUGACCCCUAUGCCUAUUGAUUGUGAGCUGUCCAGCUGGUCCUCCUGGACCGCAUGUGAUCCCUGUCAGAAGAAAAGGUACAGACAUGCCUACUUGCUCCGGCCUGCUCAGUUCCAUGGGGACCCGUGCAACUCCCCUGACAAGGAAGUGGAAGACUGUGUUACCACCAGGCCAUGCAGAAGUCAAGUGCGAUGUGAAGGCUUUGUGUGUCCACAGACAGGGAGAUGUAUAAACCGCAGACUUCUCUGCAAUGGGGACAAUGACUGCGGAGACCAGUCAGACGAGGCGAACUGCAGAAGGAUUUAUAAAAAGUGUCAGCAUGAAAUGGACCAGUACUGGGCAAUUGGCAGUCUGGCCAGUGGGAUAAAUUUGUUCACCAACAGUUUGGAGGGCCCAGUUCUGGAUCACAGGUAUUACGCUGGUGGAUGCUCCCCGCACUACAUCCUGAACACGAGGUUUAGGAAGCCAUACAACGUGGAAAGCUACACGCCACAGACCCAAGGCAAAUAUGAAUUUGCACUGGCAGAAUAUGAAUCGUACGCAGAUUUUGAGCACAACGUCAUAACGAAAGCAACCGGCAAGUCUAGUUUCAGUCUGGGUUUUAAAAUAACUGAAAUAUUUGAAAUUGGCAUUAAAAGCCAAAGUGACCAAGGCAAACAUUAUAUUAGCCGAACCAAACGAUUCUCUCAUACUAAAAGCGCGUUUCUGCACGCGCGCUCUGACCUUGAAGUGGCACAUUACAAGCUGAAACCCAGAAGCCUCAUGCUGCAUUACGAAUUCCUUCAGAGAGUCAAGCGGCUGCCCCUGGAGUACAGCUACGGGGAGUACAGAGAUCUCUUCCGCGAUUUCGGGACCCACUACCUCACCGAGGCCGUGCUUGGGGGCAUUUAUGAAUACACGCUCAUUAUGAACAAAGAGGCCAUGGAGAGAGCAGAUUAUUCUCUUAGCAACGUCCACGCUUGUGCCAAAAAUGAUUUUAAAAUUGGUGCUGCCAUUGAAGAGGUCUAUGUCAGGCUGGGGGUGUCAGAGAGCAAGUGCAGGGGUAUUCUGAAUGAAAUCAAAGACAGAAACAAGAGGAGCACCAUGGUGGAGGACCUGGUCGUCCUCGUACGAGGAGGGGCAAGUGAGCACAUCACUGCCCUGGCAUACAAGGACCUGCCCACGGCAGAACUGAUGCAGGAGUGGGGAGACGCAGUGCAGUACAACCCGGCCAUCAUCAAGGCUAAGGUGGAGCCUCUGUAUGAACUAGUGACAGCCACAGAUUUUGCCUUUUCUAGCACAGUGAAGCAGAACAUGAAACAGGCCCUGGAGGAGUUCCAGAAGGAAGUCAGCUCCUGCCACUGUGCUCCGUGCCAAGGGAAUGGAGUCCCUGUGCUGAAAGAAUCACACUGUGACUGCAUCUGUCCUUUUGGAUUCCAAGGCCCAGCCUGUGAGAUCACUGAUCAGAAAAAUGUUCCUAUUGAUGGGAAGUGGAGUUGCUGGUCAAACUGGUCUUCGUGCUCUAGAGGACAGAAAACAAGACAAAGGCAAUGUAACAAUCCACCUCCUCAGAAUGGGGGCAGCCCCUGCUCAGGCCCUCCUUCAGAAACGCUCAACUGCUAGGAAGGGAGAGCUUCUAGCAGAUGGUACUGCUGUGGGAUGCAACAGUGAGAGCUCUGAGCCCUCCAGAACUCAGGCCAGAUCGCCCCACCCCACCUCCCACCUGGGGCUCUCCCAAGGGCAAGGGCAGUGCCAUUCAGGCUGUUUAAAAUAGAGAUAUGAGUUUGUAAAAUGCACAUUGAUUUGGAUUGUGAGUUAAAUAAAAAUUAUAGGUUCCUUAA
This is a messenger RNA of Lemur catta (Ring-tailed lemur), 2135 nucleotides long. It is a transcript of the gene C8B, whose product is annotated as complement C8 beta chain. The record is from RefSeq and is a predicted model, not a curated record. The transcript has 13 exons. Gene Ontology annotation, biological process: immune response. Lineage: Eukaryota; Metazoa; Chordata; Mammalia; Primates; Lemuridae. The coding region runs from base 136 to 1917 and encodes 593 amino acids. Gene Ontology annotation, cellular component: membrane attack complex. Gene Ontology annotation, molecular function: protein binding.